CCCUGGCGGUCCACCCACGGUCCUACAAAUAAUUCGGCGUCUGCGGUUCCGUUCUGAGAAUUCCGCGUUUUUUUAAAUUCAUUUUCCGUUGCGAGUAGACCAUAUUCCAGCAAGAUGUCGAUGUUUUGGGGAUUGAACAUGAAGCCCGAGCGCAAGUACUCGCAGACGAUCAUCAAGUCGUUCCACAUUUCCGGCGUCGCCCUGGACAAGGGCCAGGAGGCCAAGUUGUAUCUGGCCGCCGAGAAGCAGGAGUACAUCGUGGCCACCGUGACCAAGGCCAUUCCCCAGGUGGCCCUGGACCUCAACUUCAGCAAGGGCGAUCGCAUCAUGUUCUACACUGCAGGUGACGCCAGCGUUUCUCUGCUGGGCUACUUGCACGACAUCGAUUCGGAGGAUGAGGACGAUGAGGAGUUCACCCUCGAGAAGCUGCUGAAGGGCAAGGAGGGCAAGAAGAGCAAAAAGGCGCAGCAAGAGGAUGAGGAGGAGAGCGGCGAGGAGGAGGAGGAAGAGGGCGAUUCGGACGAGGAUAGCCAGCUGAUUGGCGAAUACGAGUCCUUCCUCGAGAACGGAGGCGAUGAGGAUGACGACGAGAGUGGAGAGGAAGAGGAGGACGAUGACGAGAGUGGUGAGGAAGAGGAGGAGGACAGCGACGACUCCGAGGCGGAGGAGGAGCAGCCCAAGGCCAAGGUGGCCAAGCUGUCGCCCGCUGCCGGCGGAAAGAAGGCCGGCAAGGAGCAGAACGGCGUGGCCAAGAAGGAGGAGGCCAAGCAGCAGCAGCAAAAGAAGAAGGAGAAGCCCGAGGCCAAGAAGGAGCAGCCCAAGGCCAAGGAGCCGAAGGCCAAGCAGCCGGCUGCCGGAGGAGAGCGAACCCUCUCCGGCGGCGUGAAAGUGGUGGAUUCAGUGGCCGGCAAGGGCGACGAGGCCAAGCCGGGCAAGCGCGUCUCCGUCUACUACAUCGGCCGGCUGCAGUCGAACAACAAGACCUUCGACAGCCUGCUGCAGGGCAAGCCCUUCAAGUUCGCCCUGGGCGGCGGCGAGGUGAUCAAGGGCUGGGACGUCGGUGUCGCCGGCAUGAAGGUGGGCGGCAAGCGCCGCAUCACCUGCCCCCCGCACAUGGGCUACGGCGCACGCGGAGCUCCGCCCAAGAUCGGACCCAACUCGACACUCGUCUUCGACGUGGAGCUGAAGGCUGUGCACUAAAUCGCACGGAAUCCAUCCUAACCACAUCAUAUAUAGACUCGUAAUCAUGUAGCCAUUAAGUAUCCGCGUCGUACAACUUGAUAAAAUGUUAAAUAAACCACUGUUUUUCCACGCUGUUCAUAAA
This is a messenger RNA of Drosophila takahashii, 1324 nucleotides long. It is a transcript of the gene Fkbp39, whose product is annotated as FK506-binding protein 39kD. Gene Ontology annotation, molecular function: peptidyl-prolyl cis-trans isomerase activity. The record is from RefSeq and is a predicted model, not a curated record. Gene Ontology annotation, cellular component: chromatin; nucleolus. NCBI's taxonomy places the organism in Eukaryota, Metazoa, Arthropoda, Insecta, Diptera, Drosophilidae.